UGCGAAGUACCUGGACACGCAAUCAGUCGAGGCAACCUUCUGGUUAAUUAGAAAAUACUUAAACAGAGGUUCAGAGACGCAAUGACGGACCUUACAGAGGAGCAAAUGUUAGAAUUUAAAGACGCCUUCAGUCUCUUUGAUCAGGUUGGCGAUGGAAAAGUUGACAAGAGCCAAGUACCAGGUUUAUUAAGGUCUGUGGGAUUGAAUCCCCUAAAACAAGACCUUGACAAAGUGAAAGAGAACCUCAAGUCGAUGAGGGAGAAGCGGGUGACCUUUGAAGAAUUCCUGCCCAUUUAUGUAACGCUCGCCAAGAAGCAAGCUGGUAGUGCCGAAGAAUUUACUGAGGCGCUAAAGAUGUUUGAUCGCGAUGGUAACGGUUAUAUCAGCUCGGCAGAGCUUCGACGAAUGUUGACUGCGCUGGGAGACAAACUGACUGAGGCUCAGGCCGAACACAUAGUCGCGAUGUUCGAGACCAAGGGGAUGAUAGACUAUGAAAAGCUCGUACAGGAAGUUUUGUCGAACUAGACUCGAACGACUUGAAUAAACUACUGUGGGAAAAAAUCUAAAGGUGUGCCGCUUGUAUGAAUAGCCUAAUGUGACUCGACAAAGCAUAUUUUCAAAAUAGUCCGAACUAGAGAUUUUUCGAUGAGACCGCUACAAACCUUUCAUUUGUUGUUUUUUUAUUUACAGGUUUGAAGCUCCUUUGAUCGCAAUUACAUCAAAAUUUUCCGAGUAAUUAUUCACUGCUCUGUGCAUCCGCAAGAAGCGUCUAUUUAGAAACAAAGGAAUUUUACGUUUGUAAACUCGAUUGCCUUUUGUCUAUUAUGUCUAUUAUGGAAAUGUGGUAGACAAUUAAGAGUUUCCACUCGCCGGAUGUAAGUGCAAUAUUUAAUCGUAGACUUUUAUUUGAAGUCUUGUCAUUUAUGUUCAGUUAAAAAACACUGUGUUAUUUCACGGUUCAAAUUAUUCAUUUCCUCUCCCUUACCUUCACUUGUUAUUCAAAACUUUGCGUUAAUCAGUUUUUACACCCUAGGGAUUAUAUCGUAAAUGUUCUAGCAAUAAACACCUUU
This is a messenger RNA of Pocillopora verrucosa, 1070 nucleotides long. RefSeq names its product myosin-2 essential light chain. Lineage: Eukaryota; Metazoa; Cnidaria; Anthozoa; Scleractinia; Pocilloporidae. The record is from RefSeq and is a predicted model, not a curated record. Gene Ontology annotation, cellular component: myosin II complex. Gene Ontology annotation, molecular function: calcium ion binding.